Candida albicans SC5314 is the source of this 2754-nucleotide messenger RNA. It is a transcript of the gene SEF1, whose product is annotated as Sef1p. Bases 1 to 2754 code for a protein of 917 amino acids. Lineage: Eukaryota; Fungi; Ascomycota; Pichiomycetes; Serinales; Debaryomycetaceae. Gene Ontology annotation, molecular function: DNA-binding transcription factor activity, RNA polymerase II-specific; transcription cis-regulatory region binding; zinc ion binding. The transcript has a single exon. The record is from RefSeq and is a predicted model, not a curated record. Gene Ontology annotation, cellular component: nucleus. Gene Ontology annotation, biological process: DNA-templated transcription; regulation of DNA-templated transcription.
AUGAAGUUUGAAAAAGGUAAAGUGAGAAUUUUGCCUAAACCAUCCCCUACACCAACCAACCCACAAACCCCAUUGCCAUUACUUCCAGCUCAAACUAAACCUGUAAACUCAAAAAGAAAAUCAGCAGCCAGUACACCUGGAAAUGAAUCAAAGAAAUCAAGAAAAUCAAAUUCUACAGCUUCAACACCCAACAGUGCUACACCAACAUCAGUCGGAACACCUCCACAGAAAACUUCCAAACCAACAGGUCAUAGGCCAGUGACUUCAUGUACUUUUUGUCGUCAACAUAAAAUCAAAUGUAAUGCUUCAGAUAAUUAUCCAAACCCAUGUGAAAGAUGUAAAAAAAUGGGUUUGAAAUGUGAAAUUGACCCCGAAUUUAGACCUCGCAAAGGGUCACAAAUCCAAUCAUUGAAACUGGAUGUUGAUGAAUUGAAGGCCAAGAUUGAAAUGUUGACUAAAAAUGAAUCUUUGCUCACACAAGCUUUGAAUCAACACAAUUUGAACCACGCUUCGCAACAGCAACAACUGUCUGGAUCGCAAUCUCAACAACAACAUCCUCCAAAUCCACAACGUGCAUUGUCAUAUACGUCUGCAAACUCAUCACCACAAGUUGCAUUUAGCAAUGCAUCGCCAAUUCCUUCUGUGACAAGUAUUCAACAAAAUGCACCGUUGACUCACGAAAAUUCCGACAAUUCUCCAUACGCUUUAAAUACACCAGAAAACAUUGAAGAAUUACAACCAAUCUCAGAAUUUAUUUUGGGUGACGUUACUUUGCCAUUAAACAGGGCCAAUGAGUUACACGACAAGUUUAUGACCACACAUUUACCAUUUUUGCCAAUAAUAAUAUCUCGAUCUGCCACCGAAUUGUAUCAUAAAUCUCAAUUGCUUUUCUGGGCCGUGAUUCUUACCGCAAGCUUAUCAGAACCAGAACCCAAACUUUAUAUGUCGUUGGCAUCCUUAAUUAAACAAUUAGCAAUUGAAACAUGUUGGAUUAAAACACCAAGAUCAACUCAUGUUAUCCAAGCCUUGAUCAUACUUUCAAUAUGGCCGUUACCUAAUGAAAAAGUUUUGGAUGAUUGCUCUUAUAGAUUUGUUGGAUUGGCAAAGAACUUGUCAUUACAAUUAGGUCUACAUCGUGGUGGAGAAUUCAUUCAAGAAUUUAGUCGGAAUCAAGUAAGUCUAGGACCUGAUGCAGAAAGGUGGAGGACUCGUUCAUGGUUAGCAGUUUUCUUUUGUGAACAGUUUUGGUCAUCAUUGUUGGGGUUGCCACCUUCAAUAAACACUACUGAUUAUUUAUUAGAGAAUGCUCGUGUUGAUAAAUCGUUGCCUAAAAAUUUCCGUUGUUUGAUUUCGCUAUCUAUUUUCCAAUGCAAAUUAGUUAAUAUUAUGGGUAUUAGCGUUACUAGACCAGACGGUUUAUUGGAGCCUCUGAAUCGUGCUGGUUCACUUAGUUUAUUGGAUAGAGAAUUGGAAAGAUUAAGAUUUAAACUUCAAUUUGAAGAAGGGGGGCCAAUUGAAGUAUAUUAUUUGUAUAUUAAAUUGAUGAUCUGCUGCUUUGCCUUUUUACCAGGUACACCUAUCGAGGAUCAAGUCAAGUAUGUCAGUUUUGCAUAUUUAUCAGCAACAAGAAUUGUGACAAUCGUUUCUAAAAUGGUGAAUGACAUUUCAUUGAUUGAAUUGCCAAUAUAUAUCAGACAAGCAGUGACAUAUAGUGUUUUCAUGUUGUUCAAAUUACAUUUGUCAAGAUAUUUGAUUGACAAGUAUGUGGAUAGUGCUAGACAGCUGAUUGUUACUGUGCAUCGUUUAUUUAGAAACACGUUGAGUUCCUGGAAAGAUUUGCAAAACGAUAUUUCUCGAACAGCCAAAGUUCUAGAAAAUUUGAACAUGGUGUUGUAUAAUUAUCCUGAAAUAUUUCUAAAUGAUCUGGAAAAUGAGGAUUCAAGUAUUAUCACCAGAAUGAGGUCACAUUUGACAGCAUCUUUAUUCUAUGAUUUGGUUUGGUGUGUACAUGAGGCAAGAAGACGAUCAGUACUUGAUAAGGGGAAAAGACAGGCUCAGCCUAACAAGAAAAUCUUGCCCUUGCCAUUUUACAACCAAAUCACUAAGGAUGAUUUCAAGACAAUUACCACGACAUCACCUAAUGGAACUACUAUUACUACAUUAGUUCCAACUGAUCAAGCUAUGAAUCAAGCAAAACUGAAAUCUUUUGAUUCUAGCAAACCACUUGAAAUAAAUGGUAUUCCCUUACCUAUGCUUGAAGCUACUGGUUCAACAAGAGAAGUUUUAGAUUCUUUACCCUCGCAAUCUUUACCCUCACAAGCACCAACUCUUCAGCAGUAUCCAAUGCAGCAAGAUCAACAACAGCAAGAACCAUCACAACAACAACAACAAAAGCACCUGCAGCAACUGCAGCAAUACCAACAACAGCAGCAAUCGAAUCAACAGCAACCACAUCUUCAACAUCAAAGACAGUUUCAACAAUCACCACCACCGCAAUUUUCAAUGAUUUCUUCAACGCCGCCCCUUCAGCAACCACCUUUUAUUUUGGCAAACUCACCGUUACCACAAACUUAUUUGCCAAAGAUUGAUGAAAUGAAUAUGUCACCAGAAGUAAAACAAGAAAACUCUGUUGCUCCAUUUGCAUCUCAAAUCACCAACUUUUUUGAUCAACAAACAAGUGGAUGGUUUAAUAAUGAUAACCAAGAUGACGACUUUUUGGGUUGGUUUGAUGUUAAUAUGAUGCAAGAGAAAUAA